This is a messenger RNA of Hylaeus volcanicus, 729 nucleotides long. It is a transcript of the gene RpS11, whose product is annotated as 40S ribosomal protein S11. The coding region runs from base 101 to 568 and encodes 155 amino acids. Gene Ontology annotation, cellular component: cytosolic small ribosomal subunit; ribosome. Lineage: Eukaryota; Metazoa; Arthropoda; Insecta; Hymenoptera; Colletidae. The transcript has 5 exons. The record is from RefSeq and is a predicted model, not a curated record. Gene Ontology annotation, molecular function: structural constituent of ribosome. Gene Ontology annotation, biological process: translation.
AAUGAUAUUUCGUUUUUUCAUAUUGGCUAUCCUCAAGAUUCGAAUACAUAGAGUGGCGUGGCCAUCUUUCCGGUUUUGAUCGCUCUUUCAGUACGGCAAGAUGGCUGAUCAGACCGAGCGUGCGUUUCAAAAACAACCCACGAUCUUUCUUAACCGUAAGAAAGGUCUGGGUCCCAAGAGGAGGAAGCCUAUGAGAUACAGCCGCAAUGUCGGUCUUGGAUUCAAAACACCUCGCGAAGCUCUCGAAGGAACUUACAUUGACAAGAAAUGUCCCUUUACUGGUAAUAUUUCCAUCAGAGGCCGUAUUCUCACUGGUGUUGUGCAAAAAAUGAAAAUGCAGCGGACCAUCGUCAUACGUAGGGAUUAUCUACAUUACAUCAGAAAGUAUAAUCGCUUUGAGAAACGUCAUCGUAACAUGAGUGUCCAUCUAAGUCCUUGCUUCAGGGAUGUGGAGAUCGGUGAUGUAGUCACUAUAGGAGAAUGUAGACCACUCAGUAAAACAGUGAGAUUUAAUGUUUUGAAGGUCUCCAAAGGUACAGGAUCAAAAAAGAGCUUUAAAAAGUUCUAAGUUUAUAAAAACUUAACCUAUGGAGAAUUUGGUUUUGUAAAUUGGAAAAGAAAGGCAUGAAACAUCAGGUUGACAGAAGUUAUAAGAAAUAUGAAUUACCAUCUUCAUUUGUAACUUAUGAAAUUUAAAAAUAAAUAAAUAAAAAAUAUUUGUACUCAAAA